Molecule: messenger RNA, 1267 nt
Organism: Magallana angulata
Lineage: Eukaryota; Metazoa; Mollusca; Bivalvia; Ostreida; Ostreidae
Product: zinc transporter ZIP1-like
Exons: 2
Coding region: 112-1071 (319 amino acids)
Biological process (GO): zinc ion transmembrane transport
Cellular component (GO): plasma membrane
Molecular function (GO): zinc ion transmembrane transporter activity
Source: RefSeq, a predicted model, not a curated record
UUAUUUAAAUACCAGACUUGCUGAGGGCGCGGCAUUCAAGACCAGCUGAUCCUUAAUGGUGGGAGGUGAAUCUUAUAUACAAAUAACUUUUUCCCACCGUAAGAUUUGAUCAUGGCGUCGGCGGCGAGGAUUACGGGGAUAUUUAUCCUGUUUUUCAUCACUUUCCUAAUAGGCCUUAUACCGUUUGCCUUGUUGAGGAUAUUUGAGAAGAAAUUGUCGAAAGAAAAUAUAAAGAAGUGGAUUGGGAUCCUAAACUGCUUUACAGGUGGGGUUUUCCUAGGAACAGCCAUCUUGCAUUUGUUACCUGAAUCUCGAGAACUGCUAACAGAGUCUAUAUCGUUCGAAUAUCCUGUGACAGAGGCCAUCGUGGGUUGCGGGUUUCUUCUAACGCUUACGUUAGAACAUCUUGUCAGUUACUACGGCUUUGGAAAUUUUCAUAUGCACGAUCAUGGCCAUGAUAAUAAAAUUGAGCUAAAUGACGCCAAGGACCUAGAAAUGGCUGGGUCAAAUAAAACAGAGGACACGGAUAAAAAGGGCAACGCAGAUAAAUCGACAGAAGAAGUUAUAAUAGAGCAGCCUAAUUUGAAAUUCCUUGUUUUCCGCUCCUUUCUGCUGUUACUAGCUCUCUCUUUUCACAUGAUAUUUGAGGGUUUGGCCGUUGGCUUGCAAAAAGAGGAGGAGGACGCUUGGAUUUUGCUUGGAGUUCUCUCUCUUCACAAAAUCGCUGUUGCUUUCAGCGUGGGCUUCCAACUAGAAGAAAAUCUGAGAAAAUUCAAAUACGUAAUAUUAUCUUUAUUCUUGUUGUCUAUUGUCGCGCCAAUAGGAGUCGUGAUCGGUUACAUAGUAACAGAAGUUGGAGAUGACGCGCAUGGGCAAGAUGUAGCUUCCGGUGUCUUGCAGAGUCUUUCCGUCGGUUGUUUCCUAUAUGUGACAUUUUUUGAAAUCCUAAAUCAUGAAAUACACAUAACCAAAGAGAGGAGUCACUGGAAGGUCUUUUUCACAAUAAUCGGGUUUGCUAUUGUUGUUGGGAUUCAGUUUGUGAAGCACGACCACGAAGGUCACGACCAUUAGCCAAUCCGAUCAGAGAUUUAAAAGAUUGUCUCGUGAAUCCAGUGACAAUUAAUGACACUCUAUUUUUGCGUGCUUGAUUAAUCUAGUGUUAUAUAUUUAUGAUUAUCGUUAUUUUGUCCUUUGUCAUAUUGUAAUCACAGUUCAUCAAUGAAUUACAUGAAUAAAAAACAAUAUUGUUGGAUUGUUGUGCACUGAA